This is a messenger RNA of Sebastes umbrosus (honeycomb rockfish), 4325 nucleotides long. It is a transcript of the gene rtn4rl1b, whose product is annotated as reticulon 4 receptor-like 1b. The record is from RefSeq and is a predicted model, not a curated record. Gene Ontology annotation, molecular function: protein binding. The coding region runs from base 1065 to 2423 and encodes 452 amino acids. The transcript has 3 exons. Gene Ontology annotation, cellular component: plasma membrane. Lineage: Eukaryota; Metazoa; Chordata; Actinopteri; Perciformes; Sebastidae.
AUCCCCUGAAUAUGUUGUCUGCUGGUUAAUACAUUGUUGUUCCAUUUAGGGUUAUUGGUCCUGUUAUAUGUCAUAUCAUAUAUUUCCUAUGAAGAAGACCUCUGGUGUCAGGGAGCAGUGAGUGUGUGUCACGCUGUGCGCAGACAGACACAGAGGACAGAGGACAGAGUCAGUGAGAGGGAUGGAGAUGGAGCAGAGCAGGAUGCUGCCCGGUGGAGGAGCUGAGAGGAGCUACAACACACUUUCUCCCUCCUUGAGCGCAUCAGCGAGCUCUGAUCCAUAGAGGUGGAAAGCGGAGAGAGAUCUUCACAGACACAAACAUCACAGGAAUGUAACAAUUGCGAGUGGAGAAGAGAGGAGAGGAGAGCUGACAAAAAAAAAGGAGAGAGGGGGAUUUUAAGGAAAACCCGGAGGCAUCAAAGUCUACAUUAUUAAGGAGGAUUUGAGGAGUCUGCGUUUUAUAGCCUAUAAUCCGACAUCAGAGGCGGAAUGUGAAUCCAAAUAACUUAUGUUAAUUAGAGAUUUUAACGAAUGUGAUGCGAUUUUGAGCGGCUCUGAAGCGCAAGGAGAGAGGAAUUUCAACAUUGGCCACUUGAAUUUAAACAUCUGGGCUUUUUUCUUGCCCCUCAGAACUGAUGUGCAGCAUCUCUACGGUCAUUUGCGUCUGAAAAAAAGGAGUUGGCUAUCAGAGGUUGUAUCGGUGCGUUUCAGCUUGAACCACACACACACACACACACACACACUGGAGGAGUUACCGUUUUAUUCCGGACCGAGAGGUGGAUGGUUUUUGCGCGUCUGUUCCGCAAUGAUUGUCGCCUAAUUUCCCAGGUCCGACUUUGUGGAAACGGAGAUUAUAUUGUUUAAUCUCAAUGUUUAUCAUCACAUAUACCACGGCUGUCUGCGGUGCAACUGGAUCGCAAGAAGAAAAUCCCGAGGAGUGACAACUGACAUUCGAGAGCUCCGGAUCAACUUCGAAACUCGAAAAGCGCACAAGUUCGAAGUCUGGAAUAUAAGAAUAGAUGAUUCUCAGAGGACACAGGACGAAAUACACCUAGGCCUACAAAAUGUUCCAAAGGGGCUGUGGGCUGGAGUUCCUGCUGGUUCUCUGUGGGCUCGAGUUUUCCUGGUCCUGCCCCCGCCACUGUAUCUGCUACACUGCGCCCAGCACCGUCUCCUGCCAAGCCCAUAACUUCCUGUCGGUCCCCGAGGGCAUUCCUCCCGACAGCGAGCGCAUCUUCUUACAGAACAAUAAGAUCCAUCGCUUACUUGGGGGCCACUUCAGCACCAACACGGUCACCCUCUGGAUCUACUCAAACAACAUCACAUACAUCGAGCCGUCAACCUUCCACGGCUUCACGCUGCUCGAGGAGCUGGACCUGGGAGAUAACCGCCACCUGCGCACCUUGGCUGAGGACACCUUUCACGGGCUGAGUCGGCUCAAUGCGCUUCACCUGUACCGCUGUGGGCUCAGUUCAAUCCCUAAUAAGAUCUUCCAAGGCCUCAGAAACCUGCAGUACCUCUACUUGCAGGAAAACCAUCUGAAGUUCCUGCAGGAUGACACAUUCAAGGACCUCCACAACCUGAGCCACCUGUUCCUGCACGGAAAUCGUCUGUGGAGCCUUAAUCAGAACACCUUCAGAGGCCUUCGCGCCUUGGACCGACUCCUUCUGCACCAGAACCAGAUUGAGUGGAUCGACCGCCUGGCCUUCCACGACCUGAAACGUCUGACCACCCUCUACCUGUUCAACAACACCCUGAUCGAGCUGUCUGGACAGUGCCUGGAGACACUGCCCGCAUUGGAAUACCUGCGCCUCAACGACAACCCCUGGUCGUGUGACUGCAAGGCCCUGUCACUAUGGGAAUGGCUGAAGCGUUUUCGAGGUUCCACGUCUUCUGUGGGUUGCCAGGCGCCGGAUGAUAUGGUUGGGAAAGACCUCAAGGAGCUGCGCAGGGAGGACUUCCCCAACUGUUCACCAACUGUACCGAAUUCGGAGUCCAGAGCCCAGACUAAUAAUUUAUCUGGCACGGUGAAUCCGUCUAUGAAUCGCGGUGUAGUGGUGGGCUCUGGGGGGCAGACCCACCUAGUGCACCCUUCGAGGCCCGGCCGUUCUCGGAACUGCACGAAGCCUCGCAUCAGGGUGAGCAAGGGGAAGGGUGACAAUGAGGUUCACCACUCAAAAGAGGUCAUGGCAGACAAGGAGGAUUCCUCCCCAGAUUUCUCAGACGGGGGCAAACAUGACCACACGUCCCCAGACGGCACCGUCACGCGGAGGAAGCACAAGUGCACCCCCCGGACCACUGUUCGCCCCCCUAGUGGGGUUCAGCAAGCCAACAAUAGGGCGACCUUAUCCCAGCCAUCACUACAUGUCUGUGCCCUCUUUGUGGCCUUGAUAACGACAAAUAUUGACUUCAUCCUCCGUUGACCUUCGGAGGGUUUGGCAAAAGAAAAAGAAAAAAAACACAGCUCUCAGACCCUCUCUUGCUCCUGCACUACAAGGCCUGUGUGUCUUUUAUGUAUGUGUGUGUGAGUGUGAUUAUAUGUGUAAAUGUAGUGUAGGGAGCUUUACUGUUCAGACUGAAACGGGCAUCAAAAGCAUCAAACAUCUACAACAGAAAAGACUCGCGGCACAAAAAUCGAAGGGACUGAGCGACGGAGAAUGAUAAAAGACGAAUGCAGACCAAGCUUGCACUGCCACUUAUGCCAGUAUGAUUUCAUCUUCAUACGUCUUAGUAUCUUAUGUAUUUUCUAACAUCUGUUUUUUCACUCAACUGGAGCUCAGAUAACCAAAAUUGGUGAAAAUAGAGAAAAGGGGGAAGAGAUGACGCAGCAAACGGGGUAAAACCUGUGAGCUAGUUAGCUCUGAGACAGAUAAGCUAGGUUUUCAAGUGCUCCAUCCAGCUUUAAUUUUCAGUUGACAGUUUGUAAAUUGUUAUCAAGAGGCAAAUAGUGAGUCGAUGACCCCGUAAAGCCUCCGGCGUCAGUCCUAUCUUGCUCUCAUCCUGUCUGCCAAGUGUAUUUUGUCCGAACAAUUGGCUGUAAGUGUUUCUCGCACAAUGAAGUAAAGUGUAAGCACGGCAAUAAAUUGUCGAACAGUAUGAGACAUAGGAAUGUGCCAUUAUCACAAUGGAAGAAGUUUUAAGGCUAUAAACAGAGCAGCCAUUAGCUCAUACACUAUGAAGCCAGAACAAAUUAUCUCUACAUAACGCUGUUUUUUCAGGUACUGUUCCAGCUGUUCUGCCUAUUUAAGAGCAUUUCUCAUUUGUAUUACAUCCCUACACACACACAACUCCGUUUCCAUCUCCAUUCACACCACUUCUCUCCUUCUGUGCAACUGAAUAUUAAGCUGUUAAUUGUCUCGAGAUGGCGAGGACCGCCGUGCGCUAUUUUCAUUCGCUUGGGAAACAAUGGGAGAUCAAGCUGUGAAUAUUGAAGAAGUCUGUCUAUAUCUUGUGUCAGAUGUUGUUCAUUUGAUUUUUUCUAAGACACAAAAUGGACCUCGAGACGGAUCCCUGCUGCGCUGCGGGGGCCGACAGGAGCCUUAGAGGUGGAGGGUCAAAGGAGGGGGGUUUUCUCAGUUUCCCGGUGAGGUUGUUGCUGAACUCAUCCCUCCUCGGCGAGGGCGUCCCUCAUUGAGAACGUGAGGAACACAUUUCUUUUCUUAAUACAAGGAAUACAAGACUCGGGAGAAAAAAUGUGUGUGUACCUUCAAAGACUCAAUAAAAGAUUCAAACAUUCUGAAUGGAGCAUGGCAAAACAGGGAUCAUGCGGAGAGAAUUAUGCCUCUUAAUUAACUGACAUGAUUGUCCAUGGAUGUGGGGAUCCAAGACCAAGACAAUCGCUUCGGAAGUAACAAUGCAGGCCGACAGACAAUUACGGGACAUCUCGCUGUGUACUUCUGGAGCUUUUGUGCCUCCCUUAAAUCUACUGAUAAGCUGGUGUUUGUAUCAAUGAUGUGAACUAUAACAAUGGAGACAAGAGGACUUCUUGCAGUGCUGAUAUUAAUCAUUUACUGUAUUACUAUGAGAAAAACAAUAUCAGUGACAUCGACGAUGAUAACAGGGUUUUCCGCUCCUCCCGUCAGGAGGAGUCUUUCGAUUUUUUUGAUUUUCUGGUGAUUUGUUAAUUUACGUAUUUUCCAUGUUAUAUUUUUAGAACCUUUUUAUUUGUUAAUGCACAAUUCCUCACCUCCCGAUUUCUUGUUCUACUGUAUGCCUAUUCAUCUUCUUUUCUUUGCCAUGAUUCAAUUGUUCGGUAAGUUAUCAUCAGAAAACAACAGUACAAAAAUGUUUAUAAAGAUAUUAAAAUCUAUAUCUUCUUAUGUCUA